Messenger RNA from Mesorhabditis spiculigera, 1626 nucleotides. NCBI's taxonomy places the organism in Eukaryota, Metazoa, Nematoda, Chromadorea, Rhabditida, Rhabditidae. The record is from the annotation of a GenBank genome assembly.
AUGGCCUCGGAUCCCGGUCCACUUGUCAAACACGAUCUCUUUCAAUACGACAAAACAGCCCCGAAGUUGAUGAGCCAGCUCUGCCGACUCACCACCCAAUUCCACAAGUCGAGCGAGGCGAACCGCUUCAUCCUGGCUAUUCAAAACACGGAAAUUGCUACGGCACUUCAUCAGCUAUCGGAUUUUGCCUUCGGAAGCCCGUCUAAUGUCGAAGUCACCGUUCAGCUCUCAGGAAUUUCUUUUGAAAUUCGUUCUCACGAGGGUAGCGACGGCUCCAAUGACGAGGAGAUAAUUGCGCAGCGGCAGCCGGUUGCCAGGAAUGAAUGCGAGCCCCGGAGCAUCCCCGCCCAACUCGUCGUUCCGCAGGCCAAACCUUCCCCGUCUAUUCUCUCGCCUUCCUCACCAUCGUCUGAUGAGGAAAUUCGUUCUCACGAGGGUAGCGACGCCUCCAAUGACGAGGCGAUCCCCCCGCAGCUGCAGACGGUUGAUGAAGAUGAAUGCGAGCCCAGGAGCAUCCCGGCUCGUGUCGUGAUCGAGCAGGCGAAAGCUACACCGUCUAUCGUCCCGCCUUCCUCACCAGCGUCCGUCGAGGCCCGUGGAUUCGGCUUCUACAUUCGCUGCCUCGUUGCUGCACUUUCCUGUGGAAUAUGUUGUAGCACUGGACAAGCGCAGCGAUACGACGACGACAACCCACCAGCUGCGAGAAUCGCGGAAUUCAAGAUCCCCGCCCAAGUCGUCGUACAGCAGGCCAAACCUUCCCCGUCUAUCCUCUCGACUUCCUCAUCAUCGUCUGACGAGGAGAUCCGUUCUCGCAAGGGUAGCGACGGCUCAACUGGUGAUGAGAUAAAUCCGAAGCUGCUGCAGACGAUUGCCAGGGAUGAAUGCAAGCCCGCUCGUGUCGUGGUCGCGCACGCGAAAUCUCCACCGUCUAUCGUCCCGCCUUCCUCGCCAGCGUCCGUCGAGGCCCGUGGUUUCGGCUUCUACAUUCGCUGCCUCGUGGCGGCUUUUUCCUGUGGAAUGUGUUGUAGCAGGGGACAAGCGCAGCAAUACAACGACGACAACCCACAAGCUGCGAGAAUCGUGGAAUUCAAGGACGUACAAGACGAACGAGUCUUUGGUGGUGUCGGCGACACACAAGCAGAUGAAGACGCUGUCCGCGAAAAACCGAUGCUUGACCAGCCCGGGAAGUUUUUGAAGCUGUUCCGGACAGAGGGGAGGCGUCUAGCCGAGCUCCGUGUGGGAUGGGCCACACGCGAUAUCGCGGAUAUUUGCGUCCAAGAGCUCCCCGAGUUGCUCGGCACAUGCGCAGAGUUUGAGAACACGCUGACCGCGAUGAAGACGACGAUAACUGAUGCGCAAGAGCACCUGAAAAAGGAGGGCACAGCAAUCGAGUCCAACGAAAAGACGAUCAACGAAUUGAAGGCCCAGAUUGUAAUAUUGAAGACGGCGGCUGAAGCCGUACGCAAGGCGAAGGGGCCAGAUUCUACUCCCAGCUCUCCAUCUGUGUCGUCGCCGGGCGACAAACUUCGCCAAGCACCUCUCAUCUACGAGAUCGUCAAAGACGCUCGCAAGGACCCAAAGCUGUCGGAUGAUUCCGGACUUCUGAAAUUUAGCUCGACGAAUAAU